UAUUAUUAGUUAUUCAGUUAUAUAUAGGUAUAUCGUUUGCAUUUCGCGAUAAGUAUUGUUUACGCUAUUGUUCACGAACGUUUAAAAAUAUACCUCAAUUAUGGUUUAUACAUUCAUCGUAUACUUCACAUUAUUUUGUCUGUCAAGAAAGAUUGAUUCAUUGCCGCCAGCACUGUGUAACGCGCCCUUCAAAUGGCAGGAUUGUGGAAAGCCGCCUGUUCCAGUAAUGUACUACUGGAAACCAGGGUCGCGGUGCGAAGUUGGUCUUUGGAAAGGAUGUCUUCCCAACAUGAACAUGUUUCGAGAUGAGUAUGAAUGUGUAUCUACAUGCAUUUUCUCAUCACGAGCGAUGCCCGAAGACUACCACAACUUCAAUGAAAUUGAUUUUACGGAAGCCUAUGGCGAUCUAGAGACAACAACGGUAGAUUCAAAUGACAGUAAUAUGACUAACGAUACAAAUGGCACAAACAUCACUAAUGCCACAAAUUCGACCGAAAAUGUAACUACAACUGUAGCAUCAGCGGGUGCCGGGAAUGAAACAGGUGAUGCGGCUAAUGGGAGUGGUAAUGAAACUACUGUUAAAAAUGAUACAGGAAGUUAAAUAAAAAUAUAAUAGUAUUGGGUUAGUGCAUAAUAAAACAUAAUAUUGGCAUAUUUCUAAUAUAAUUUUCAUACAUUUUCCGACAGAAAAUUCCACUUGAUAUCAACUCAGAAUCAUGGUCUUAAUCAUCCCCCUCAGUAUUCGGUGUCACUAACACCCAUACCUACUUAUAUGGGUACCUGUAUGUACUUGUAGGAGAUGUAAGUGACAUCGUAACGAAUACUGAGAGGGAUGAUUGAGACCAUGACUCUGAGUUGAAGUAUUGUUUUUGUUUAAAAGAAAAAAACAUUAAUUUUGCGACGGAAAAUUCCACUUUAUAUCAACUCAGAAUCAUGGUCUGAAUAAUCCCCCUUAGUACUCGUUACGAUGUCACUAACACCCUGUAUAUAUGAUCAUUAAAUAUAAAUAAAUAAUUAUAUACACAUAUAAUAUCAGUAUGGAAGAAGGAAAACGUGACAGGUGGUUCACAUAGAAGAAGCCCCCGCGGAUAAAUGUCGCUUUUCUUACCGAUAAGGCCAUAGGGGACACCCGUGUGCCAAAUCAUCAAUUUUGAUGUUUUUGUCGCAAAUAAAUAUAACUCGACCGUUACAAGCAUUGGAUACGUUUGGCAGGCCUCGCUUUCUGGAGGGCUUUUUGACGCAUGAUAUGGUUUAUUUAUAUAUUUAUUUUUUUAUAAAUUUCGACGUAUAUUAGUGUAGGUAUUUAAUUUGACUAUUAUAAUAUAUUGUAUUGUGAAAUU
Molecule: messenger RNA, 1340 nt
Organism: Pectinophora gossypiella (pink bollworm)
Lineage: Eukaryota; Metazoa; Arthropoda; Insecta; Lepidoptera; Gelechiidae
Exons: 2
Coding region: 101-601 (166 amino acids)
Molecular function (GO): serine-type endopeptidase inhibitor activity
Source: RefSeq, a predicted model, not a curated record